This is a messenger RNA of Nicrophorus vespilloides, 393 nucleotides long. RefSeq names its product transmembrane protein 50B-like. The record is from RefSeq and is a predicted model, not a curated record. The transcript has 3 exons. Gene Ontology annotation, biological process: late endosome to vacuole transport via multivesicular body sorting pathway; protein targeting to vacuole. Bases 1 to 393 code for a protein of 130 amino acids. Lineage: Eukaryota; Metazoa; Arthropoda; Insecta; Coleoptera; Silphidae.
AUGCCGUGCAUUUCCAUCGAUUGCAUCCGGUCUAGGGCCUUCCUGAACCUGAUGAGCGCAUCAAUUGCAGGAUUAAUGUUCUUCGUGGGUUGGUGGUUGCUCAUCGACGUAAAUUGUUCUUACCCAGACGUUAUCCGCUCGAAACCGUUCUAUUAUCUUCCUGGAAUGGGCAACACCGUUGGUUUCUUCAUCUUUAACAUAAUUCCCGAUUCCAUAAUCACCGGAGAUUAUACUUACUCCAAGAGAUGCACCGUUUGCUUCGGACGAUUCCUAGCCUUCAUCGGCUUAUUCUUAAUCUUCGGCUCAUUAAUUUCUGCAUUUUAUAUUUGCAUCAACGAUUUUCUAUUAAACUACGCCACAAAAUUGCAGUGGCCAGGAACAGAUUCGGCAUAA